GAAAUAUUUUCUUUCAGAAAGGAACAGCAAACAGCGGCACGCAGCUGAGUUGAUGCACUUGUGAGGAAAGAAUGGAUAACAGCAAGCCAAGUUUCCACACAUUCUGAUUUUUAUUACAUAACUUUUAGAAUAGACACGGGAUAUUUCUUCGAUAAUUUGCGUGUAUAGACACGAGCGAUCCAAGUUUGAUACGAGCUCAGUUUAUUAAUCGCCUGGAAUUGAUCAUCCUGGCAAUCACAUUGGGAAAGACACGUGUUGGAGUGAAACCACGUUUUCUGGAGUCAUCUGCAUCCUGAUGUGUCUAUGAUGAGAAACUGCACUCAUUAGUUUUUAUUAGCGCGGCUGCUUCAUUGCCAGGACAUUUUUUUAUUUAAAAUAAAAUAAUUUUGCGUAGUUAUGACGGACUUUGCAGCAAAGCCCUUGGUGCCGGUAUCGAGAAGUGACUGCUCAGGCAAACUAGACGGCGAGGAGGGAUCUGAAGAAAAUCAAGAGAGUCAGACUCUGUUAAUGGUGGCAAUGAUCCUGCUGGACCUAAAUCAGUGUAUCCCGAGCGCUCGUGGCAGUAGCAUCAGCACCAAAUGUAUGGCGGAGAUCGAUGCGAAGAAUAAAGUCACCGGCCUGAGGGACUAUCGCGUGAAACGCAUCAGUGAGUUUACAGAGCGCUGCAGAAUAACCGCGAGCAGGGUGAAAAGGACACGGAACAGACAGACCGACAGACUGCAUGUGGCAGUUGAUAAAAGACACUGUUGUUCGUAUGCUGGCUGUGGUAAAAUAUACGGCAAAUCGUCCCAUCUUAAGGCGCACUUCCGAAUACACACCGGUGAGCGACCGUUUCAGUGCAACUGGCCAGGCUGUGCGAAGAAAUUCUCUCGCUCGGACGAACUGGCGCGACACUUCCGAACGCACACAGGGGAGAAGCGUUUCAUGUGCCCGCUCUGCGACAAAUGCUUCAUGCGAAGCGAUCACCUCACCAAGCACGCCCGCAGGCACGUUGGCUUCCACCCCAGUAUGCUGCAGGAUCCCACCGGACGAAGACGGCGCUCUUCUGCGUCCACAUCUUCCUUUGGAUCCGGUGAUCAGACUACGUCUGCUGGAGUUUGAGCUAACAAAUUAAACAUUAUAUCAUCAAUGGGACGGAUAGAAAUAAUAAUCAACUCUAAAUGGACAUUUAUUGCAAGAGACAGCCUACUUUUCAUAAAUAGUCAUAUUUAAAAUUGUGCAGGCCUGCGACAUAGAUAAGGGAUUGAUUUAAACAGAGAGGAGUGGGGAUUUAUUACUCUUUCACGGAGUCAGAGGAACACGAACGUGUUCUGUGUAAAGAUAUAUGCCUAUUGUGAUUGGUGAAACAGAUAUGCAUAUUAAAGAUCAUUGAAGUGUUAGAUUUUGCAGUGGUCCAGUAUGGGAGCGGUUCAAAAUACUUGCUAUAAAUGGUUAUCUGCGCUUUAGGGUACUGUUGGGUACUUGAGAUAUUAACGUCGUGAGAUUUUACUCUCGCAAACAUUCUUUCGAGUAUUUUAACCAAUGGUAUUGGAUUAUUGAUGUUAAAAUGAUAGUUCACUAAAAAAUGAAAUUAUCUCAUCAAUUACUCACCCUCAUGCCAUCCCAGAUGUGUUUGACUUCCUUGUGCUAAACACAAACCAAGAUAUUUAGAAGAAUAUUUCAGCUAUGUAGGUCCUUACAAUGCAAAUGCUCCAAAAUGCAAAUAAAGACUCAAAUAAAUAAAUCUCUUCAGAGGUGGUAUGGUAGGUGUGGAAUGGUAGGUGUGGAUGAGAAACAGAUCAAUAUAGAAGUCAUUUUUAUUAUUAUAAAAAAGAAAAAGCCAUAUUAUCCUCCCUGCCCAGCUGGUGGCGAUUUGCACAAAGAAUGCGAAUUGCCAAAAACAAAAAAGAAUGUAAAAGUGGAUAUUUGAAGUAAAAAAGGAAUUAAAUAUUGGUAUGUUUUUCACCAACACUUAUUAUAUAGCUUCUGAAGAUGUGGAUUCCACUGGAGUCAUAUGGUUUACUUUUAUCCUACCUUUAUAUGCUUUUGUAGUUUCAAAAUGUUGGUACCUAUUUCACUUGCAUUGUGAGGACUCACACAGCUGAGUUAUUCCUCAUAAAAUCUUUGUUUUUGUUCAGCAGAAGAAAGAAAGUAAUACACAACUGGGAUGGCAUUAGGGUGAGUAAAUGAUGAUAGAAUUUUCAUUUUUGCGUGAACUGUCCCUUUAAAUAUCAGUUACGCUUGUAUCAGUUCAACAGAAGAACUUAUUCUUCAGUGUAUAAGAUAAUUGAAUAUACAGUUUAUUCAGAACACCAUUAUUAGUUCUUUUGAAACUUUUUGUACCAUUAUUUUUUUUAAAAGUUUUUUAUUUUUAUUUUUUAAUCACCUUCAUAAUGGGUGAUGCAGUGAUACUAAUAGAGCUUCAAUUUUACAGUUGACCACCGCCAUCUACAGGUAUGUUAUGGGAAAACAUGCAGUAACGUCUGUGCUGCCUUUGAUCUCUGUAGACAGAUGUGUGUAAGAUUUAAUAUUGCACAACUGGAGAAAGAACAUUGUAUAUUUUACCCACUAACUUUUGUUUUAUUAGUGUGCCUAUAGUAUUUAAAUUAAAUCAGUGAACUAAGUGAUUAACAUAAUGUUGGUUUAUUAGUUUUAAUACCAUAUUGCUCUCAGAAUACAUAUUAUCUAGUUCCACUUGACUUCAACUGUUUACUUGAAGUAUUACUGUCAUUUGAAUCUAGAUUCAAAUUGAUUCUUCCGUGAUUAUCAGUCAUUUUGCUUUUACAGUCACGAAAAGGCAUAAAUCAGCUGGGCCUUGAACUUCAAUUGAUCUUAUUGACUCUUUUUAUAUUUUAUGUAAUGGGAACUGAUCAACAAGUAGUUGUUUUUUAUUUUCACAAAGUAUCUGUAAUGAUUUUCUCCUGAAUGUCCCAUGCUUUAAUAGUUUGGUCCUCACUCUGCAGUUUCAAAGUGAGCUUAAAUUCAGGUCAUUUCAAAAACACUGUCAUUGUACAAAUGCUGGACUCAACAUGUGCCUUGUGAUUUGAAGUUCCAUCAACUUAAAUUAUAAAGUGUAAUUAGUAAAAUACUGAGGAAUAAUUUAAUUUACAAAAGUCUAUUCAGUUGCACAGUUUGAAUGGCAAGAUUGUGAUGGAUCAAAUGUAUUCUUUGUAUAUAUGUAUCUUGAAAACUUUGAGCCAUAUUCUGUACUUUACAUCAAUAUAAUUUUAGUGCAACAUUCAUAUAUUUUGAAUUUCAUUGCCUGUACAUUGUCAAUACAGGGUGACUAAUUAAAACUAAGCAUUAAAUACAUUUGCUUGUAUUACUUCUAUUUAAAUAUACAUAAUAGUACAAUUAUCUUUAAAAAGAAAAGAAAAUGGCUCAUAAUCAUGCUGCAUGGGCUUUUUUUCUGUCUUGAAAUAAGUAAGGUGUAAUUCAGGUCAGCUUUUAUUGAUAUCGCUAAAACCAAUAACAACAUUGUUAAUACAUACAUAGACCUUCCCACAUAAUUUGUAACAUUUAUGAAAUAAAAA
Molecule: messenger RNA, 3512 nt
Organism: Xyrauchen texanus (razorback sucker)
Lineage: Eukaryota; Metazoa; Chordata; Actinopteri; Cypriniformes; Catostomidae
Product: Krueppel-like factor 9
Exons: 2
Coding region: 397-1101 (234 amino acids)
Biological process (GO): regulation of transcription by RNA polymerase II
Molecular function (GO): RNA polymerase II cis-regulatory region sequence-specific DNA binding; DNA-binding transcription factor activity, RNA polymerase II-specific
Source: RefSeq, a predicted model, not a curated record